Molecule: messenger RNA, 5385 nt
Organism: Macrosteles quadrilineatus (aster leafhopper)
Lineage: Eukaryota; Metazoa; Arthropoda; Insecta; Hemiptera; Cicadellidae
Exons: 16
Coding region: 24-4436 (1470 amino acids)
Biological process (GO): proteolysis
Molecular function (GO): serine-type endopeptidase activity; protein binding
Source: RefSeq, a predicted model, not a curated record
UGGAGUCGUGAGGAGCGGAGGACAUGGACGCUCAUCAUAGACCACCGAGGUACUACCAGAGACAAAACCACAACUACUACAGCCAAUACCAGCCCCAACCUACUUACACAGAGUGCUCCUCAUGGACUCCCUGGCAUGACCCUAGGACAGCCACCCCCCUGGGCAUGUACCACCCGAGGGGAGGGCCCGGCAAGAGGCGGUGGUGCAGUGUGCUCGCUGCUGUCCUAGUCUUUGUCAUCAUAUUGGCUGUGAUGGUCAUCGCUGGGCUGGCCAUCUACAUGGGAGCACUGAAGCUGGAGGUGUCCCAAAUUUUGGUGCUUGACGGCAGCUUCAGGGUGGUGGGCGGUGAUACGUACAACAUUUCUCUGAUCGACCAUUCAAGUCCACUCUUCCAGAGAAAAUCUCAGAUCUACAAAUCAAUGAUAGAGAGCAUAUUCAGAAGAACUGAAUUCAGCUCUGCUAUAAAACAGUGCAACAUUCUGGGCUUCAAGAAUGGAAGUGUAAUUGUAUUUUUCAGACUCAUUCUGGACAGGCGGAAAAUACCUCGGAAACCCACCCCAGUAGAAGAGCAAAUUAAAGCAAUUCUGUUGCAAAGACUCCCAGUGGCAUCUCCUCUAAAGAACUUCAAAGUGGACAAGUCACAAGUAUUUCUAAAACGAGUAGGAGAAAAUGCAAGUCAAUCUCAGAUGCUGGGUGACCUAGAAAACAAAAAUCUAAGUCUAGAAAUACACAACGGACUCUUAAGAAAAAGUCCUCCAAAAAUAAUAACUUCACACUACACAAACCCUCCUGUUAGUCAACCGCAAAUACCAAAGACAACAUCCACAACCGAAGGGGUAAUUGGCGGUUCAUUCAAACUGUCUGAGCCUGAUCAAACGACAAAAUCAUCGCAAACAACUCAGAAAUCUUCUAGUCAAGAAUAUCAAACAAGCCAAACUAUUAAUAAAAAUUCUAGAAAUAAUGUAACAUCAUCGAUUGAUUUUUAUCAACAUAGUCCAGCACUGCACGCCUUGCUGAAGCACAAAGCUAGAGUAGAAUCAACUUCGACAGCCAUUCCUGAAAUAAUAGAGCCAACUUUGGGUCAGGAUGAAACCGAUCUCAUAACUUUACUGCCUUACAUAUUCCAAGGGGUGGAAGAACCGUGGAAACCCGUCCUGCCUGAGAACUUCACGAGAUAUCCAGAGAGAAGGCCACUUGUGACUGAAGACUACAGUUCAGGAGGCGUCGGAGUGGUUGAAGUGGUUUUGGAUCCUGAUGACCUUGCGUCGUCCAUCCCUUCCAAACCAAAUCUUGUAAAAGAGGAAAGUACACAAAAACAGUAUUUAAACCUGGCUAACCCAAUAAGUAGUUCCAGUUUGUCUUCUCCCAUAAGACCAGUGAGCAGCAUCGGUAAGGAAACAUUCGGUCCACGGUCAGACAACAAAGUGUCAUUUGUUUUAAACACAGAGGAUGAGAACAACGAGAAAAACCACUAUGAACAAUUUCGUAAUAUUUUUAUCAAGCAUAAGGAUGGCAGUGAACCAAGAGAAAAUGUUUCACCCUCGAGUGGAAUACUUCCUGAUCUCCCGAUAAUUCAGCAAUUUCAUAAUUUGGAUGCACUGCUAAGAUCCUACAGUUUGAAAUCAUUGAAUUCCAAAACAGAUGAUGUCCCAGUGACACUGUUACCUGCCCGAUCCAACUUGGAUAUGAAAAAACAAAUACGCCCUCGCCCUUCACCGACCUCAUCUUCGGAGAUAGGUGAUAGACUAAUUGAAGUAAUACAAGACAUGCCAAAAAUCAUACACCGUAAAUUAGCAGUAAAGGUUAACUCUGGAUCAGUUGAUGAAAACUCAAACACAAAUGUUUCAACAAGCACUGAACAAAUUGACGAAGAAACCGACACAACGGUAUUUGAAAAAACCGCCAUUGAAAUCGAUACUGAGGCUUCAACAGCAAUGGAAAGGGAGGUGAACAUAAAAGAACAAUACAAGAUAUCUAGUAACACUGAACCCUCCGAAGACUCUGAGACCAGUACACAGCCUGAAGAUCUGACGUACAUUCAACUUGCAAAUCCAAGCACAGAACAUUUGGAGACUGUGUCACUGUAUCAAAACAAUCCUAAAGAAACUAAUCCUUCAGGCAGUUUACACCAUGAAAAAUAUGUUAAAAUAGAAUCAAACCCUACAGAAAUGACUUUUAGAAAUAAUCGUCAGUCAAAAAUGUCUCCAACAUUCCUGAUUGGUGGAGUUCCCUUAAAGAUAGAUUUGAAAGGAAACAUUGAUGAAGUCUCUGUUGAUGGAAAAAUAAAUGAAGAUAGAAACAAUUCAAAAGUUAUCUCCCAUAGUCAAGAAGGCAUUGUAAAAUUGAAGGAUGUAAAAAUCCAAGAUGUUCUUGAAAAAAUUAUUUACAAUCUCACAUCACCAGAUAGUGCGGAUCUUGUGGACUCUUCUUUAGAGCAAGAUCUUAAAAUUACCGACUUUCAAAACCAAAAUCUUAGUGAAAAUGAUGACCCCAGUAUUGCACUGAAUAGGAAGUUUGGCCAAAAUACAGCAGAUAGUAAAAAUAAUUUGUUCAAAAAUUCAUCUCUUGUAGAUAUGAAACCAGAUUUAAUUUUUUACUACUUGAAACACCAGAAUAAAAGUUCACUGAAUUCUCAAGGAUUGGGUUUAUCAAAUAGCUAUGUGAAAAAUGGAAACAGUGAAGCGUCCAACAAAACUUCGCCAAACUACAAAUUGAACAAGGAUGGUUUCCUGAUGUUAACAAAGGUGUACAACAAGGCAUCUAGUUCUCCAACCAAUAAUGAACUUACAAAAUCAAACAGCACAAGGAAUCAAACUGUGGAAUGUACUGGAAACACAAAGAUGAGAUGUGGUAGUGGAGAAUGUAUCAGUUCUCUAUCAAGAUGCAAUCAUCUGGUUGACUGUGCCGAUGGAACUGAUGAGAAAAACUGUUCCUGCGCAGACUUCUUACGAGCUCAAUACUUGACGAGAAAAAUAUGCGACGGUGUUGUAGAUUGCUGGGAUUUCUCUGACGAAAACAAUUGUGAUUGGUGUACGAGUGGUCAGUACGUCUGCAGCAACUCUCGGGUCUGUAUUGAUCAGGAGCGAGUGUGCAACGGACAUCCGGAUUGUCCUAACGGAGACGAUGAGAAGAACUGCGUGUCCAUCGCCCCGGAUAUAUCUCAGGCUGACAACAUUAAGUAUCACACCUCAGGAACCCUGAUGAUCAGGAAAGAAGGUCAGUGGGGCAAACUGUGCACCCAGAACUUUGAUGAUUUAAACUCAAUUUUCAAAUCGCGAUGGACGCUGGAAGAUUUGGGUCGUGUUGUGUGCAAGACAAUGACAUUCAGAACUUUUGAGGGCAUAGAACAUAUCAAUGACACAACCACUGAGGGAGUUCAUGCAAACAAAUUCUACGAACUGACAUACUCCAAAGAUUCAGCUGCAAUCCAGUCCAGGUUAGGCCUAACAUUUGGAAACACAACCUGUUCUCAAAGGAAGGUGGUUCACGUGUCUUGUGGCAGUCUGGAAUGUGGAGUUAGACCACAGGCCCACAGACCAUGGGAGAGAUCCAAGAGAGGAGGGUCCCGCCACUCCAGGAUUGUAGGUGGGGGUAACGCUGGCCCUGGGUCGUGGCCUUGGCUGGCCGCCCUGUACAAGGAAGGAGAGUUCCAGUGCGGCGCAACGCUCAUCUCAGACCGCUGGCUGCUCAGCGCCGGCCACUGCUUCUACCAUGCGCUUGACGACCACUGGGUGGCUCGGCUAGGAGCGCUACGCAGAGGUACCAACCUCCCCUCACCAUACGAGCAGCUUAGAGUUGUGUCUCGUAUCUUGCUACACCCUCACUACGUGGACGCUGGCUUCAUCAACGACAUCUCUCUGCUGCAGCUGCGCGAGCCAGUCACGCUAACUGACUACGUUCGCCCAAUCUGUCUGCCGCAACCUAACGUAGCCCCGAGCGACGGCACCAUGUGCACCGUCAUCGGAUGGGGACAGCUAUUUGAAGUCGGCCGGAUUUUCCCGGACACACUACAAGAGGUCCAGUUGCCGGUGAUAUCUACGUCGGAAUGUCGCAAGCGGACGUUGUUCUUGCCUCUGUACAAAGUGACGGAGAAUAUGUUCUGUGCUGGUUAUGAUCGUGGAGGAAGAGACGCGUGUUUGGGAGACUCUGGUGGGCCGCUCAUGUGUCAGGAGAACGAUGGUCAUUGGUCUUUGAUGGGAGUGACGAGCAACGGAUACGGCUGUGCUAGAGCAAACAGGCCUGGAGUGUAUACCAAGGUGGCCAACUACAUUUCAUGGGUCCACUCCAGCAUGUCAGCAGACGAUGCAUUGACUCCUCGGCGCAACACCACCUGCCACGGACACCGCUGUCCCCUCGGAGAGUGUUUGCCUUCCGCUCGGAUCUGCAAUGGCUUCAUGGAGUGCAGUGACGGCAGCGAUGAAAAAGACUGCUGGUGAAACAUGCUCAAUUCUGAAUUGUCUCGAUUGUAAGAUAAACUUGUGCUGUGUAACUGAAUUUCAGUGACUGUAGGUAGAUCAUAGAUAGAACAAUCCCAUUCUAAUGAGUUAAACUGAGCCAACGACGUAUGAAUUGUAGAGUGUUGAUGUCAACUUGUUACUGUAAGAUUUUGUCAUCCACACAAAAACUACAAGGAUGAUUUCUUGUACACUAUAUCAGCUUUAAAAUGUCACAUAACUUAUCAUAGUCUCAAAAACUAUGGUAGAAAAUAUAAUUUCGACAAUAGCACAUUAUGUGAGUGGCUCAUUAAACUAUGUUGAAUUUGGAUGAAAAAUUAGCUGCAGCUGGACAACAUAGACGAGAUAUCUAUCUACUUCAGUAUUCGAAAAUCAAUGAUUGCAUUAACUUAUGUAGUGUGAGUGAAGAAAAAUGAUUGUAACAUCCAAAUGAUUCAUUGUAUUUUUUAAAUGAUAUCUUAUAGUUUUUGUGAUAUAUCGUACAAAUUUAUUUGGGAAACCCCUGAUUCUGCUUUGUAAAAUGCUGCAUUCAUACAUGUUUUACAUUACUGUCGUUACUGAGGUCUUCCGGUGCCACAUUUGGUUAACAUGAAAUAGUUUUUUGUACAGAAUUUAAAAAUGUUUUCAACAUUUUGAAUGUAUGGGAAAAUGUAAAAUAUUAUCAACAGAAACUAGGCUAUUCUGAAUCAGAACAUGGAGCCUAAGACUAUUUUCAAACAUUUGUUUUCCUUUCUCAGGUACAUAGUGGUUUAGGGGAGGGGAACAUUUUGGCCUUGGGUUCACAACUGUUGGAAAAUACAUAAACCAACCCCGUUUGAGAAAGUAUUGGUUUUUGUAUUUUUCUCAAAAUGUUAAUGAAUUAAAUUAAAAUCUUUCUUUGUUUGUUAAUUUUUGUCCGAUAACUUACUCAGGAAAUCGGAAAUAUUAUAAA